CGCGCUGCGGCGGGAGGUGGCGGCCAGGGUGGGAGGUGUGUGCGCGCGUGUGCCGCGCCGUAGGGAGCUGCGGGUCUCACCGCCCGCUGUCAGCUAGCUCAGCGCAGCGGCGCGAUGGCUGGAGGAGACGCGCGGGACCAGCCCCGAGGGGCCGGCCGCGGGUGAGCCCCUCGCCGCCUCCUGCGAGCAUGUCACCUCCAGCCUGCGAGGUCGCUUUCGCUAGCAGUGUCCGAGCCUCCGCCUCCUGCAGCCGCAGACGCUGCCUGGAGCUGUGGCCCCCGGACCCCCGCCCCUGAUCCGCGCCCAGACCCUAGUGCCAGAGGACCAUGGCUGGCCAGGGCGACUGCUGCGUCAAAGUGGCCGUCAGGAUCAGGCCUCAGCUGUCGAAGGAGAAGAUUGAAGGCUGUCACAUCUGUACCUCCGUCACCCCUGGGGAGCCCCAGGUCCUGCUGGGGAAGGACAAGGCCUUCACCUAUGACUUUGUCUUUGACCUGGACACCUGGCAGGAGCAGAUCUAUUCGACCUGUGUGAGCAAGCUCAUCGAAGGCUGCUUUGAGGGCUACAAUGCCACAGUGCUGGCCUAUGGACAGACAGGGGCUGGGAAGACUUACACUAUGGGCACCGGCUUUGACACAGUGACAUCGGAAGAGGAGCAGGGCAUCAUCCCAAGGGCCAUUGCACACCUCUUCAGGGGCAUCGAUGAACGCAAGCGGCGGGCACAGGAGAAGGGCGUGACCGGGCCUGAGUUCAAAGUCAGCGCCCAAUUCCUGGAGCUCUACAACGAAGAGAUCCUUGACCUGUUCGAUAGCACCCGAGACCCGGAUGCCCGCCACCGCAGGUCCAACAUCAAGAUCCAUGAGGAUGCCAACGGUGGCAUCUACACCACAGGUGUCACUUCUCGUCUCAUCAACUCCCAGGAGGAGCUGAUCCAGUGCCUGAAGCAGGGCGCCCUGUCACGCACCACAGCCAGCACCCAGAUGAAUGUUCAGAGCUCCCGAUCCCACGCCAUCUUCACCAUCCACCUGUGCCAGAUGCGCGUGUGUGCCCAGCCUGACCUGGUGAAUGAGACGGUGACGGUUCCGGACGGAGCAGCCCCCACCGGCACUGAGUAUGAGACACUCACUGCUAAGUUCCACUUUGUGGACUUGGCCGGCUCUGAGCGGCUCAAGAGGACAGGAGCCACAGGCGAACGGGCCAAGGAGGGCAUCUCCAUCAACUGUGGUCUGCUGGCCUUGGGCAAUGUGAUCAGCGCCUUAGGCGACCAGAGCAAGAAGGUAGUACACGUGCCCUACAGGGACUCCAAGCUUACUCGGCUGCUCCAAGACUCUCUGGGGGGCAACAGCCAGACCAUCAUGAUCGCCUGCGUGAGCCCCUCAGAUCGGGACUUCAUGGAGACGCUGAACACUCUCAAAUAUGCCAACCGGGCUCGCAACAUCAAGAACAAGGUGGUGGUGAACCAGGACAAGACCAGCCAGCAGAUUAGCGCGCUGCGAGCCGAGAUUGCGCGCCUGCAGAUGGAAUUGAUGGAGUACAAAGCGGGCAAGCGGGUGAUUGGGGAGGACGGCACAGAGGGCUACAGUGACCUGUUCCGGGAGAAUGCCAUGCUGCAGAAAGAGAACGGUGCUCUGCGGCUUCGGGUGAAGGCCAUGCAGGAGGCCAUUGAUGCCAUCAACAACCGCGUCACACAGCUCAUGAGCCAGGAGGCCAACCUGCUUCUGGCCAAGGCUGGCGAUGGCAACGAAGCCAUUGGUACUCUGAUCCAGAACUACAUCCGGGAGAUUGAGGAGCUGCGAACCAAGCUCCUGGAGAGUGAGGCCAUGAAUGAGUCCCUCCGCCGAAGCCUCUCGCGGGCUUCCACUCGAAAUCCCUACUCCCUGGGAGCAUCUCCAGCAGGCCCAGCCUUCGGGGGCAGCCCGGCCAGCUCCAUGGAAGAUGCUUCUGAAGUGAUCCGAAGGGCCAAGCAAGACCUGGAGCGGCUGAAGAAGAAAGAGGUCAGGCAGCGGAGGAAGAGCCCAGAAAAAGAAGCCUUCAAGAAGAGGGCAAAACUCCAUCAGGAGAACAGUGAGGAGACGGAUGAGAAUGAGGCUGAGGAGGAGGAGGAAGAGAGAGACGAGAGUGCCUGUGAGGAGGAGGAAGGACGUGAGGAUGAGGAUGAAGACUCGGGCAGCGAAGAGAGCCUGGUAGACUCAGACUCGGACCCUGAAGAAAAGGAAGUCAACUUCCAGGCCGACCUGGCGGACCUGACUUGCGAGAUUGAGAUCAAGCAGAAGCUGAUCGACGAGCUGGAGAACAGCCAGCGGCGGCUGCAGACCCUCAAGCACCAGUACGAGGAGAAGCUGAUCCUGCUGCAGAACAAGAUCCGAGACACGCAGCUGGAGCGCGACCGCGUGCUGCAGAACCUCAGCACCAUGGAGUGCUACACGGAGGAGAAGGCCAACAAGAUAAAGGCGGAUUACGAGAAGAGGCUGCGCGAGAUGAACCGGGACCUGCAGAAGCUACAGGCCGCUCAGAAAGAGCAUGCCAGGCUCCUCAAGAACCAGUCCCGCUACGAAAGGGAGCUGAAGAAGCUGCAAGCGGAGGUCGCCGAGAUGAAGAAGGCCAAGGUGGCCCUCAUGAAACAGAUGCGCGAGGAGCAGCAGCGGCGACGACUGGUGGAGACCAAGAGGAACCGGGAGAUUGCUCAGCUCAAGAAAGAGCAGCGGAGGCAAGAGUUUCAGAUACGGGCCCUGGAGUCUCAGAAGCGUCAGCAGGAAAUAGUCCUGAGGAGGAAAACCCAGGAGGUUUCUGCACUGAGGCGCUUGGCGAAGCCCAUGUCUGAGCGAGUGGCCGGACGUGUAGGAUCGAAGCCCCCCAAUUUGGAUUCUGGGGCUGAGGUGUCUGCCAGUACGACCUCGUCUGAGGCUGAAUCGGGAGCCCGCUCUGUCUCCAGCAUAGUGCGACAGUGGAACCGAAAGAUCAACCACUUCCUGGGGGACCACCCUGCAGCCACUGUCAAUGGCACCCGCCCAGCCAGGAGAAAGUUCCAGAAGAAGGGGGCCAGCCAAAGCUUCAGUAAGGCCGCUAGACUCAAGUGGCAGUCCCUGGAGCGGAGGAUCAUCGACAUUGUCAUGCAGAGGAUGACCAUUGUCAACCUGGAGGCUGACAUGGAGCGCCUCAUAAAGAAAAGGGAGGAGCUCUUCCUCCUGCAGGAGGCGCUUCGGCGGAAGCGGGAGCGUCUGCAGGCUGAGAGCCCCGAGGAGGAGAAGGGACUCCAGGAACUGGCUGAGGAGAUCGAAGUGUUGGCCGCCAAUAUUGACUACAUCAAUGACAGCAUCACUGACUGCCAGGCCACCAUCGUGCAGCUGGAGGAGACCAAGGAGGAGCUGGACUCGACAGAUACGUCAGUGGUCAUUAGCUCCUGCUCUCUAGCUGAAGCCCGCCUACUGCUAGACAACUUCCUCAAGGCGUCCAUUGACAAGGGACUCCAGGUAGCCCAGAAGGAAGCCCAGAUCCGGCUGCUGGAAGGACGGCUGAGACAAGCAGACAUGACAGGCACUUCCCAGAACCACCUUCUCCUAGAUGCUUUGCGUGAGAAGGCCGAGGCACACCCUGAGCUGCAGGCCCUCCUCUAUAAUGUGCAGCAGGAGAACGGCUAUGUGAGCACAGACGAGGAAGUCUCCGAGUUCUCUGAGGGAAGCUUUUCCCAGUCAUUCACCAUGAAAGGCUCCACCAGCCAUGAUGACUUCAAGUUCAAGGGUGAGCCUAAGCUAUCUGCCCAAAUGAAGGCUGUGUCUGCGGAAUGCCUGGGACCCCCAUUGGACAGCUCCACCAAGAACAUCACCAAGUCCCUGGCCUCCCUCGUUGAGAUCAAAGAGGAUGGAGUGGGCUUCUCCAUCCGGGACCCCUAUUACCGGGACAAGGUCUCCCGGACCGUCAGCCUGCCCACCCGGGGCAGCACUUUCCCUCGGCAGUCUCGUGGUGGCACAGACACAUCCCCUCUGACCCGAAGAAAGUCUUAUGACCGGGGGCAGCCAAUCAGAUCCACAGACAUGGGAUUCACGCCUCCAUCAUCACCUCCCACUCGGCCCCGCAAUGACCGCAACGUCUUCUCUCGUCUCACCAGCAAUCAGAGCCAGGGGUCAGCACUGGACAAGUCUGAUGACAGCGACUCCUCUUUGUCCGAGGUCCUGAGGGGCAUCAUCACCCCCAUUGGCGGCGCCAAGGGAGCGCGGACGGCCCCUCUGCAGUGUGUCUCCAUGGCCGAGGGCCACACCAAGCCUAUCCUCUGUCUGGAUGCCACCGAUGAGUUGCUCUUCACGGGGUCCAAAGACCGUAGCUGCAAGAUGUGGAACCUGGUAACAGGGCAGGAGAUCGCAGCUCUCAAGGGCCACCCCAACAACGUGGUUUCUAUCAAAUACUGCAGCCACUCCGGGCUGGUGUUCUCUGUGUCCAGCUCCUACAUCAAAGUGUGGGACAUCCGGGACUCGGCCAAGUGCAUCAGGACCCUCACAUCCUCGGGCCAGGUGAUCUCAGGAGACGCUUGUAUAGCCACAUCCACGCGUGCCAUCACCAGUGCCCAGGGCGAGCAUCAGAUUAACCAGAUGGCCCUCAGCCCCUCAGGCACCAUGCUGUACGUGGCCUCAGGCAAUGCUGUCCGCAUCUGGGAGCUUAACAGGUUCCAGCCCAUCGGCAAACUGACCGGCCACAUCGGCCCAGUGAUGUGCCUGACAGUCACUCAGACUUCGAACCAGCAUGACCUCGUGGUGACCGGCUCCAAGGACCACUAUGUGAAGAUGUUCCAGCUGGGCGACUGUGUGAUGGGCACCAUUGGCCCAACCCACAACUUUGAGCCCCCUCACUACGAUGGUAUCGAAUGCCUGGCCAUCCAAGGAGACAUACUGUUCAGUGGUUCCAGGGACAAUGGCAUUAAGAAGUGGGACCUGGAACAGCAGGAACUCAUUCAGCAAAUCCCCAAUGCUCACAAGGACUGGGUGUGUGCCCUGGCCUUCGUUCCUGGCCGACCCAUGCUGCUGAGCGCCUGCCGGGCAGGCUUCAUCAAGGUCUGGAAUGUGGACAACUUCACCCCCAUUGGUGAGAUCAAGGGCCAUGACAGCCCCAUCAAUGCCAUCUGUACCAACAGCAAGCACAUCUUCACGGCCUCCAGCGACCUGACGGUGAAGUUCUGGAGCAUGCGGCGGCUACCAGCAGCCCACCCUUGACGUUAGGACUGAGGGUGGCCAGGUCCUCAGACCCAGCGGCCUGCACAGCGUGGAAAGGAAGCUGUGGCCUGCCCUGCCCAGCCCAGCCAGGUGCACCGA
Molecule: messenger RNA, 5297 nt
Organism: Peromyscus leucopus (white-footed mouse)
Lineage: Eukaryota; Metazoa; Chordata; Mammalia; Rodentia; Cricetidae
Gene: Kif21b
Product: kinesin family member 21B
Biological process (GO): microtubule-based movement; mitotic spindle organization
Molecular function (GO): ATP binding; microtubule binding; microtubule motor activity
Source: RefSeq, a predicted model, not a curated record